This is a messenger RNA of Protopterus annectens (West African lungfish), 5477 nucleotides long. RefSeq names its product zinc finger protein 260-like. The transcript has 4 exons. The coding region runs from base 111 to 2618 and encodes 835 amino acids. Lineage: Eukaryota; Metazoa; Chordata; Ceratodontiformes; Protopteridae. The record is from RefSeq and is a predicted model, not a curated record. Gene Ontology annotation, biological process: regulation of DNA-templated transcription.
UUCUAGGCAAGAGCUUAUCUGUAGCUUCUGAUAACGGGAUGUACAAGCAGGAGUCUGUAUCCCACCCUGAAUACAGCAAUUAAAGCUGCAAAUAAAGCAAGAUCAGAAAUAUGAAGUUGGAGGUACCAGAAAGUUUUGAAGAUGUUGCUGUUGAGUUUUCAAGAGAUGAGUGGGAACUUCUGACCAAAGAGGAGAAACAGUUGCACCAGGAGGUGAUGAUACAGAACUUUGAGCACAUGGUCUCAGUAGGGUGCAACGUUCCACUAGUAAAGCUGUUGCUUCUAAUUGAAAAACCUGACGAGCUUCCAUUUAAUGUUAUGGAGCAAAAUACAUCUACACUGAAAACGGAUCAAACCAUCAGCAGGUCAGAGGAAUGCAAGAUUCAGAGUCAGAAUUCAUCAUUGAAGGAUUUCAUGACAUCCUGCACCAAGCACUACAUUGACAAUGCAGCUGUUACAAGACACGAGGCUGCUCAUAUAAGAAACCAGCAGCAUAAAUGUGAGGAGCGCAACUUGGCUCUUAGCCAGAAGCAUGAGUUAAAAUGUCUACAAAAUCAUGCUGCAAAUAAAUUUUAUACAAAAGGUAAUCGUAAAAAGUGUUUCACUUUUCCAUUUACCUUAAAAGCACAUCAUUGUGCUAAAACCAGUGAGGAAAUUAGGAAUGGGUCCUACUCCCAGCGUACCCUUACCAGGUCAAGAAGACUUAGAGAGUGGAAGAAAUGCAAGGAUAAUGAGGUUACAACCCCAAAAUUCUCCAGUGCAGGGAAACCGUGUACAUUUGGCACAUGUAUCAAGACCUUCACAGAGAAGUAUAAAUGUAUACAAAGCAUGUCUGUCAAGAGUCGUGAGAUGCCAUAUAAAUGUGCCACGUGUGACAAACGUUUUCCAUGGAGGAGUACGCUCACACGACAUGAGAAUAGCCACAAAACAGAGAAACAACAUAAAUGUAACACUUGUGGCAAGUGCUUUACAAGAAGGGGCUACCUCACAAACCAUAAGAGAAUUCACAGUGGAGAAAAGCCAUAUAAAUGCAGCACAUGUGGUGAGGGCUUUACAUACAAGCAGUAUAUUACAGUCCACAAGAGACUCCACACUAAAGAGAAGCCAUACAGUUGUACCACAUGUGGCAGAGCUUUUACAAGAAAGAUCUACCUUACAGUUCAUGGAAGAAUUCACAGAGGUGAAAAGCCAUACAAAUGUUCAAUAUGCUGUAAGAGCUUUAGAAUAAAGUUCAGUCUCACAGCUCAUGAGAGAAGUCACAGUGAAGAGAAACCAUUUAAAUGUGCAACUUGUGGGAACAGUUUUACAAUGAAGGGCACCUUAACUUCCCAUGAAAGAAGACACAGUGGAGAGAAACCAUACAGAUGUGAAGUUUGUGGCAAGAGUUUUAUACAGAAGAGCCACCUUAGUAGCCAUGAAAAGAUCCACACCGGAAUAAAGCCCUAUAAAUGUACAAUGUGUGACAAGCGUUUUAUAAAGAAAGGCAACCUUACAGCCCAUGAGGAGAACUGUAGUGGGAAGAAGCCAUAUACAUGUGCCAUUUGUGGGAAAAGAUUUAGACAGAAGGGUCAUCUUACAGUUCAUGAGAAUAUACACUGUGGACUGAAGCCAUAUAGAUGUACCACAUGUGGCAAGAAAUUUACACAGAAGGGUUAUCUUGCAGUUCAUGAGAAAAUACACUCUGGAGUGAAGCCAUAUAGAUGUGCAAUUUGUGACAAGAAUUUUACAACAAAGGGCAGCCUUACAAUCCAUGAGAGAAUCCACAAUGGCUAUAAGCCUUUCAAAUGUACAUUUUGUGGCAAAAGUUUUAUACAAAGGUAUUAUGUUACAAUACAUGAAAAAAUCCACACUGGGGAGAGACCCUAUAAAUGUGGAAAAUGUGGCCAGAGUUUUACAUACAAGAGCAGCUUAACUGUACAUGAAAGAAAACACAGUGGAGAGAAACCCUACACAUGUGAAGUUUGUGGCAAGUGUUUUAUACAGAAGAGUAACCUUAGAAGCCAUGAGAAGAUCCACAUUGGCAUCAAAUCAUUUAAAUGUGCAAAGUGCGGCAAGUGUUUUAUAAAGAAAGGCAACCUUACAGCUCAUGAGAAGAACCAUAGUGGGGAGAAGCCAUAUACAUGUGCCAUAUGUGGCAAAAGAUUUAGACAGAAGGGCCAUCUUACAGUUCAUGAGAAAAUACACUCUGGACUGAAGCCAUUUAGAUGCACAAUUUGUGACAAGAGUUUUACAGUAAAGAGCAGCCUUAUAGUCCAUGAAAGAAUUCACAGUGGAGAUAAGCCUUACAAAUGUGCAUUUUGUGGCAAAAGUUUUAUGCAAAAGUAUUAUGUUUCAAUGCAUGAAAAAAUCCACACUGGGGAGACACCCUUUAAAUGUGCAAAAUGUGGCCAGAGUUUUACAUACAAGAGCACCUUAAUCGUCCAUGAAAGAAGACACAGUGGAGAGAACCCAUACACAUGUGCAGUGUGUGGCAAGACUUUUGCACGGAACCAAAACCUUCGCAUUCAUGAGAAAAUUCACACAGGAGAUAAACCCAACAUUUGUGACACAUGUGGCAAGAGUUUUCUAAGGAAGACCAGCCUUACAGUACACAAGAAAAGGCACAUGGAUGAAAAAUAAAGACACCUGGGCACAAAGGCCCUAGGAUAAAACAGUGCCCAAUCCUGGUGCACACACUGGUGGCAGAAAUGGAAAAAAAUAUGUCUAAAGAGUCAUCAUGGCAUAGAUAUAUUCCUAGAAUAGGGUUAUGCCAGGCUCAGGGGAAAGAUGGGGCCUCUGUUGUAGAAGGAAGAAGUAGUCCACAAAAGCAUGAGACACCAAAAAAGAGCCAUACAGAUGACAAAGUGGACUAUUGACUAUACAAAAGAAAGAAAUUAUGUAUUGCUGCUAUAACAAAAUAAGCCCAGAAUUUCCAGACAGAAAAUGUUUGGAAAGAUUAAUAGACAAUUAAAAGAAAAGAAAAAUAAUGCCAGAAAAAAAAUAAAGCAAAAUGUGUUCACUAAUACCACAGAUUUAUGAAAAACAUUACAUACAGGAGGAACUUUGGGCUGCCUGGAAAAAGAAGUGACAGAGGAAGUGCCAAAGUAUAAAGAACAAAAUCCAGAGUUUUUUCAGUGGUGUAAAAAAGAAUCCUGGACAUGGAAAAGAAAAAGUGAUCUGGUAAGGUACAAUAUUUAUGCAAAGGAGAAUGCCGUGCUAAUCAAUACAAAAAAGCAGCUCCAAAGAUAUCUGAAGAGACAUACAGGCAAAAGCAGCCAGAUUUGGAACAUUUCACAAUACAAAAAUAAGAAAACAAGGGGGAGCGCAGACAAUAGGAUUAGUAAGGCAGACAUUAAACACGUUGAAAUCUAAAUUAUAGAUCAUCUGCAAAGGGAGGGAUUUAGAAUGGAGACUCUAACCCAGGUAAUGUUAUACAAUGAUGGGAUUACUGGUUCCCAGAAUAAGGAAAAACAGGUGGAGCAGGAGGCAUUGGAAGAUGUGUACAGUGAUGAUGUAUCUGGAGCCUUCUGCAGGAGACUGCAAUGAAAGUCCAGGUGAAGUUGCACAGCUUGAGAAGGAGCAGGAAAGAGUGAAAACUCUGAACAGGUAAUGUUAGGUAAUGUUACAGAGUGACAGGACAAAGGGUUCCAUAUGAAAGAGCAUCAUACGAAGCAGGGUGCUUCCCAAGGGGGUGUGGCACAGAAAGGUUUUCAGGAAUUUUCUGUAGAUUACUCAUGGAAAACAGAAGACGAAGAAGACUCACGCAGUUUGGAAGAAAAUGAUUUAAGGGAAGACAUGCUUAUUUUAAUAGAUAUGUAUAGACAUAUAUUGAAACAAGAUGAAAGAAAAAGAUGACAGAAACUAAACCCAAAAUGUUGGAAGACUGAUAAAACAGGUGAACAUUGUAAUUAGGACUUUUAAGAGAAAUUCACAAGAUAUAAUAGAAAUAAGUAGAAUAUAUUCUUGAGAGUUAAACUCCAAAGGGAUAAAGUUUUACAACAAAAACAUACAGUAACAAAGGAAAAUCAGAGAACAAGUAAAAUGCCACCAUGGCAGCAUUGGAGAGAGACAACUAUAGAGCAGUUAAGACAAGAAGUACCACUGUUAAAGUAUGGAAAAGGGAACUGAUCAGGAAAAAUGCUUAGAAAGAUUGCUGUGAUAAAAGCAGUGCACAGUAUCAAAACAGAUCAAAAUGUAUCAUAUACUAUCACCAAUAGUAAACUAAAAAUAUCAGCCCAGACAGAAAAUUUUAGAAGAUAUGUAUGCAGAUAUAUGCAAAGGAGUAGUACCAAAUUAGCAAUUUAUGGAUGAUCCAAAAUGAUCUUAUACAGAACUGGGAAACAAAGCAAAAGGAAUAGAAAUACCACCAAAAAAGGAAAAACUAAGCAAGUUUUGUUUAAGUAUUUAUGAGACCCUUUUGAACAUAACAAAGAUGCUGAAUGUAAUAAAAGAAUUAAAAGAAACAAUAAAAAGUUUUAAUGUAGCAGAUAUGAUAAGAUAUGGUAGGAUGUAAUGACCAGAGAAAUAUAGACAAAACUAAGAAAUGCUCCUAAAUGGAAACCCCAGGCCCAGACCCAGUACCUAACUCUGGCUAAAUGUAUUAAUAUUACUAGACAAAUAUUUAGCCCGGACUAAGAAUUAUGUAUACAUGCAUCCUGAGAGAUACCAAACUGGUUAUCAACAAGAGAAAUGAUAUGCCUCCUUAAGAGUGAGCCUGCAAGCCAUCCUAAAAUAUAUAGACCAGUAACUUGCCAGAAGGACAAUGUACAAGGUAUAUACUGGAACUGAUGCAGACAGAGUUUAUAGUCAUUUAGAAAAAAAAUUCAGUAAUGGCAAUAGAACCAAAGGAAAAAAAAGAAAAAAAAGCUAAAUGGAACAGAGGAUUUUUUUGUUUCUAAAUAAAGCUUUACUAUAGAAUUGUUAAAAGGGGAAGAAGCCAAGUGUGGCAUGGAUAGAUGCAAAAAAGCAUUUGACAGUAUCUCACAUUCAUGGAUAAAGAUAUGUUUUGAGAUACACAAGCUGCACCCUACAUUUAUCAAUUACAUUAAAGUGACCAUGAAACCAUGACAAACCACUUUCAAGCUGAGCCCUGACAAAUGGCAAAUUAUUGUCCUAGGGGUAAAAAUUCAAAGGAGAUAUUCUAGGGUGAUUCUGUGUCACGGCUGCUAUUUUGUCUUGCCCUAAACCCAUUAAGCUUUUACUAAACAGAGCAGACUAUCAUUAUAAUUUGGCUCCCAGAAACCAGACUUGGUUAGAAACAUCUCAUCUAGCUAUUGUAGAUGACUUAUCUGAUGAACUGUACAAUUUUAUGGAGUUGAAAGCACAGCUACAAAUGGAUAAAACUUUCUCAGAUGAUAUAAGAAUGCCAUUUGGUUUUGAUAAAUGUGCAAAAGCAACAUUUAAAAGAGAAAAGAUGCAACACUAAAAAAAUUAGUCUGGGACAGGAAUGUGAUGUAAAGGAAUAUGAGCAGGAGGGAGUGUAUAACUAUUUGGGAAUUG